UUUAUCCCAUUCCGCACGGGGACACGGAUGCUGGUCGUUCGUAGAAGAGGCAAGUGUGAUGACCCUAGGGCUAAAAGCCCCGAGCUGGCAGAACAGCAGCCAGCUCUACUCAUGAAGUUGUCAGGUAGGAAGGUUUACUAACGAACACUUGGCGGAGCCACACUGGCUGGCCCCCGUUACAUAUGGUUGUUAAAAAAGUUAAAGUACCAAUGAUUGUCACACACACACACUAGGUGUGGUGAAAUUUGUCCCCUGGAUUUGACCCAUUCCCUUGUUCACCCCCUGGGAUAUGAGGGGAGCAGUGGGCAGAAGCGGUGCCGCGCCCAGGAAUCAUUUUUGGUGAUUUAACCCCCAAUUCCAACACUUGAUGCUGAGUGCCAAGCAGGGAGGUAAUGGGUCCCAUUUUUAUAGUCUUUGGUAUGACUCGGCCGGGGUUUCAUACUCAGGGCGGACACUCUAACCACUAGGCCACUGAGUAGACUAUGUUGAAGUUAAGUUCUUCUUAAAGAACAACCCGUCGAUCACGAAAAUUUUAGAAAGAAAAAGUAUUAAUAUGACAUCAGGAACAAACCAAAACUAAAAAUGACUAAUAGACCCACCAGCAGGCACACAUUUUAACCCCUGAACACACCCGCACGCCUCGCCUCUUCUCUUCAGCCUCGACACCGCCGCCACACCCCCCAAGCGCGGCCGCACACUAUAACCACUCGUCUAUUAAACGCAAUUUGCAUGAUGUGCACAAAAAUCAUUGAGCUGCAACAAUGUAUUAAGGCUGAUUGUUGCAACGCAUCGGACAUUUUCUAGCAUCCAACAAACAACUGUCCUCAACCACGACCAUCAUCGCUCGCAUGAAGCUAACAUAUAGGGUCUGUUAACAUUGCUCUAAAGUACAAAUUUUGUGUUGAUUUAUUUUGCAUAGAAUGUGCAAAGGCAGUAUAAUAUAUAAUAAAACAAGUCGGCAGCUAAAGAAGGACUUCCCCUUUUAUCCCCUCUUUAUCACAAAGGAAAAACCCGCCAGGUGAACAGCUGAUUUUACUACUUUCACUGCUGACAUAAGACAACCAUGUAACUCGUCCCAUAUGUGACCAUAGGAUGAACCAAUAUACUAAGACUAUAGUGGCCAUAAACAGUUAGCUUCUACAGCUGGGGUGCCCAAAGUUCACCGCAGGGGCCAUGUGUGGCCCGUGACUUUUUUGUCUUUGGACCUAGGCACAAUAAAACAAAACAAAAUAAAACAGCAAAAGUUGGGAAAACAGCAAGAAGCAUGAUGAGAAAAAGUCAAAAAUGUCGACAUCAGCCAAUAAUAACGACACAAAGCUUUGUCUUUAAAAAACAAAAACACAUAUGAAGUAAUGAUAAAUACAUUUGCUUCCUGUUGACACUUACUUAUAGCAGUUGUUGCUGUAAGGGUUAUAGCUGCCCAGUACAGUGAGCGUGCCCACACCAAUGCUGUAUGAGAAGAAGAUCUGGGCGCCAGCUUCCAUCCACACCUGUCAACACAAAUGAGUGUGUUUUGCAUUGUGUUCCCACCACCGCGCGUAACAGCGCCUAUACCUGAGGGUCUGUGAGUCGCGACGGUUCUGGAAGAAGAUAGAACACCACUCCUUGUCUGGCCCCGGGAAGAGUGAGUCCACGGAUCAACAGGAUGAGCAGCAUGAUGUAAGGGAAGGUGGCGGUGAAAUACACCACCUGGAAAGGAUAGUAGUUACAUGCUUUUAAAUGAGGUAUCACACACUUGCUGCCAUUUUUCAAGACUUUACCUUUCCGGUAGAUUUAACGCCUUUCCAGAUGCAGAAGUAACAUAUGAUCCACAUGGCGAUGAGGCACAGCAGCACCUCCCACCUGAUGCUGCCGAUCUCCUCAAUGCCCCCUGAGAUGUUCAACACCCUACGUCUAUAAAUAAAUAAUUCUGUUGCUGCUGAAGUUCCGUUGGUGUGGUUGCUGCCCUCCAGUGUGUGAUUUCUUGUUGUGAAGUCUACACAAUCCACUAAUGGAGUGUUACACACCUUCAGCCAGUGGACACAGCUUCCUCCAGCAUGUGAUCCCACCCUCUUGGGAGUACUGGCCUACGGCAGUUUCCAAAAGGAAGAGCGCUGUGGCUUGCAGGUGCCACUGCCCCGGCUGGAUAGGAGGCCGCAGACGAACACGGUACAGACCAUUGAAGGACUGGAAGUCAGCCAGAGAGCCUUCCUCGCUCAACAGAGACUGGCUGUGGCCUAAAAAAGGAUCGACAAGGAUGCACUCUGUCAGAAGGCCAGUAAUGUGUAAGGUCACGUUUUUUACAGAGCUGUCAACUCUGAAGGAGUGUGAUGACAUCUGGUCCUGGUCCGUCUUGAGAUAGAGAAGAGUCACCUGGUAAGAAAAAAAACCUUGAACACACCUAUAGGAACCUUUUUAAGACCAUUUUCCAGCACUGUAAAUGUUGUUACAAUGUUGGAUACUUGUGUUAAACAAUGCCAAAGCAUCAAAUCACUGAGGUUCAUACAUUUUGGCAUGAGCUCGCUAAAGUUAAGAUCGUAUUCCUCUGGUUCAGGCUGUGAGAAAACGCAAACAAGUUUGGAUAAAGUAUUAUUUUCAAUAAUUCUUGGUAUGCGCAUAAAACACAGGCGUGUGACAUGCAGUAACAUAAAUGCUGGUAAAAAAACAGCUUUUUUUAUGCUGAGUCUAAAUCGCUCGUCGAGUGUGCAGGUGUACCUAAAGUUGUGACCGGGUGAAUCUAUGGUUAUGGUUCUAAUGUUUAUGAAGUCUCUUUUUGACUGUGUCUGGGGGGGAAAACAGUGCUGGCGACUUCAAGAUGUACAUUUAAACAGUGUAUUGUUUCAAAAGAUGAAUAAUGAUCAUUUUGGAAAGUGUGAGGCAUUGGUUUCAUUUGCAAUCGGGGAACGACUCCAAAAUCGAACAUUUUGCAGACAGACUCAAAAAACAGCUUAUAAAAAUGUCUGUGGAGCAAAAUAUACGCAAUAAUUACAUCAAAGCAUUUACUGUACAUAAUAUCUGGACCACACGGAAGUGUUUUAAAUGUAGAUUAGAAUCAUCGUACGCCUUCUUUAAUGGCCAAAACUAUACCAUUAUUUUGCACCUAUCUUUGUAUUUUAGUUAGUGGGCUAUGUUUUGGUUCAUGAAGAAUGCCAUAGAUACUAUAACCUAGAUUCCGAUAUCUCUUUUUGUAUCCAGAUUUAUACUAAAUUUCUCAAAUUUUUUCCUGGGUCCUUGCGCCACUCCUUUACAAUGUUUUUAUGAAAAUUGAUUUUGUAGUUGAUGCGUAAUCCUGAUGUAUUAAACAAAAACAAUAAUGAAUGGACAAAAGAACAGUCCACAUUUGUCCAAAAAAUACAUAAUUAAUAUUACAGUUGUCCUUUGAAUAUGAUGUUUACCUUGCGACGCAUUUACCUUGUCAGCUGCUGUGUUGUCCUCCACAAUAGAGGAGACGCUGUGGAUGUCAGAGUUGCUGGUGAAUAUCGUCAGUCCUCCAGAUAAAGAUGACAGGGACAUGUAGAGGGAGAACCGAUCAGGGGGCAAAGCUUCUCUACUCCUCCUUUUCCUUUUCUUCUUCUUCCUCCUUCUUUCUGUGCUCUCUGUAGCAUGGUUGGGGUCUUCAGUCAGGAGAAAGGUCACCUGUGGGAGCAUCGGUUUAGGAAAUGCUUGGUUUGUAUCUUCUAUCUUUUAAUUAGCAACGAACAGUCUUACUUUGCUCUGUUUGGCAAGCGCCAGGGCCUUCACCACGUCAAACAAGUGGGCGUCCUUGGGGGAGGCGUCAGUGAACACAAAGAUUUCGGACAGCGGCGGACUGUGAGAGAGAGCCAGCUGCAAGAACACAACAGUUAGCGGACAAACACUUGAAUCAUGGGAGUUUUGGAUCUACCUGAAUGGCUGUGAAGCACAUCUCUGGUUCGUCGCCUCCUCCCAGCGCCAUUAAGUUCUCCAUGUGCUGCAUAAACUGGUUGGGGUCAUCCGUCUCGUACACUGGUCCCACCUCUGCACACAACACUGGUAAUAAAUCUAAUGGGAUUUAUAUUUCUGUAGUCACUCUGUAUUAAAUAUAAAAUGUGUAUGUCUUUAAUGCAGAGUGAUCAUUUAAUUCCAAUUGUCUGUUUCUGUUGGUCUUUAGGGCAGUUAUGAUUGCAACAAGUGGCUGCAAGCAUGUGAUUAAACCAAGAAACCAUUCUGAAAUUGGAAUAAAUAAAAACCCCACCAUAAAGCAUAUUUUCAAUGCUAACACACACUUUUUUUUUACUCAACCAGCCAUGUCUGAAAUUACAGCUUAAUUGCACCCAUAACUUUCUCAACCUCACUUUCUCAACUUGUUACAGGUUUUUCAGCAAAUUGUUGUAGUCUCAGUUUGGUUGCCGGGCAGCCGGCAGAGGAUUUACAACUACACUUCUUUCUUUGCAUCUUGCCCAUUUAGGUCUUUCCUCUCAAAGUGUACGUAUUUUGUUUUGGGGUUUGACAAAGAUGCACAUUUAGAAUUUAACCUUUAGAGGAGGUGCCCAUUAAGUAAUAUCAAACAUAUAUUAGAUAAUGUGUUAAUGGUGAAAACUGUCACUUGUGGACGUUGUGUGACUGAGCCCGAGAGCAACAUGUGGUAGAAAACUAAUGGAUGGAUAAAAGCUGAGCCACAUGAUUUCAUAACUCAUAUUCUCAACUCUAACAGUAUGCAGUGUCAAGUAUUGGGUACUGGGAAGACAAAGUUGUGCCCAGCAGGGAUCAAAUGCUGUCGUUUCUGAGACACUGCCAUGACAGUCGGUUAUUCACGGCAGUGUGAACACUCACCAGGGUCAUGGAAGGGUACCAACACAAAGCUGCCGGGUUGCCCAGGGAGGCUGGCUCUAUUCUGGAUGAGGGUAUGAGCCCGCAGACGAGCUGCUGUGAUUUCCUCAAACAUGCUCCCUGUGGUGUCCAUGACAAAGACCAGUGCUGGGACCUGCUUCACGCUAAAAAGCCUGCAUUACAAACAUGCAUAUCUAUUACUGUAUUCUUCAGCAUUUUCUUGACAGGCGAAAAAAACUUGAAAAGCACCUGAGGAAGGUCUUGUGUCCCACUGUGUCUCUGAGGUCUCUCAGUACUGUCAGCGUGGCUUCAGAUGCCAGCAUCGCCGCUUUCACGUGGAGGUAAUGAUGAGGGGAGAAGACAGGGGAGGUGCUGUCCUUGUUGAUGCCCCCUUUGGCUCCUAUAGAGCGACUGCUGUCCAGAAUGCCUCCAUGGCUGCAUUUGCCUGACAACAGAAGUUGUUUUCAAAGCAAUAGUGACUAAAUUUACAGAAUUAAUUGGUUAUUGUUGUUGUUUGACUGUCUAAGACAGACAUUUACAUGUAAAGGUAUUUGUGUGAAAACUUGAACUGACUUGCUUUUUUUGUAUACCUUCAGGUUUUGGAGGGAAAGUGCUGAAAUAGCCGGUUGUAAGCAUCUGGCCGUCUCGCUUUGUGUUUGUCAGUCUUGGGAGAAGGUUGUUCCGACAGGUGGCACUAAAGCACUCCAUACAGGUGGGUGUGUCACCUGCGGAGCGAGAGGGACGCCCAUUACAUGAGUUAACGACCAUUCAUCCAUUAUCAUGACUGAUGCACCUCUGCCCAAGGUAUGAAUACUUUGUGUUAUAAAAUUCAAUAUAUCUACACCAGGGCUAUUCAAUUGGCAGCCCGGGGACCAUAUCCAGCCCGGAAAUGUUUGUUUUUUUACCUUUGUUCAUCCUCCUAUAGUAGCCUUUCAGUUUCCAUUCAUGAUUAAUCGAUCCCUGAACUGGUUAGACAAGCCUUAGCGCUACAUUGCCACUGCCAUUAUUUUAGUGCAUUCCAAAAGGACCUUGUAGAGAGCAAGCAUGACAUGUUGAACCUUAGGUGUAUGUCUAAGUUACCUUCAGCCACAGGGACAGCUGGCUCCUCGGGCUGCAACAGGUGCAGGUAAAUCGAGCGCUGACCCAUCUCCACCCAGUUACUGUGGCUGUAGAAGUCCUGGAUGAGUGAAAUAGUUGGCCCAAACUGUGACGGGCACUUUGGUGCUCAUGGGCCCGUACUGACAGCAGCGUAUGAGCCCAGAACCGCCGCAGCAUUGCCAUGGCACUGUCCACGCGCUCAGAAUCAAAGUGGUACACAGGGUCAGACUUGGUAGAGCUCAGAAAGUCCAUCUCUGCAUUGGCAUUCACCACCUCCCCCAUGGCUCUCCAGAACCCUCGCCCCAGACUGGUCUGCAAAGGAUGCAGGCGGACAUGUAGAUUUCCAAGCGUGUUCAUGCAUGGUGUUCCUUGUCUUUAUGGAUGUCCCUCAGAGUGUCCAACGUGACAUUGAGGAUGGCCUGCUCAGUGAUGUACUGGUGUGUGUGCGAAUCCCAGGACAGCGUCAACACCCGAGACCAAAAGUUGGGGAGAAAGCAUGUGCACGGUGCCGCCAGGAGAAGGAAAAAAAAUCAAUAUUGAGAAGUUUCCUGUUGACGCCCAAUCAUGGUGAGACGCUGUGGGCUGCUCACUAACAACAGGGAGCCAGUUCCUUUAAAGGGCAUUGAAGUAGCGCUGGAGGUGAAGGACCACGUGGCCACAGUAGUGUCCACUCUACACUAUGAUAACAAGGAGGACAAAGCCAUAGAAGCUGUUUUUGUUUUCCCUCUGCCCGGAGAUGCUGCUGUCUGCCAUUUCAGCGCUAAGGUCGGACAGACUGAGAUUGUGGCCGAGGUGAAGGAGAAACAGGAGGCCCGCGAGGAGUACGACGACGCUUUGAGCUCAGGGCAACAGGCCUUCCUCCUGGAGGAGAGUGAGCAAAGCCCAGAUAUCUUCUCUCUCAGUGUGGGCAGUCUUCCUCCAGGAGAGAGCGCCUCCAUCAGGCUGGAGUACAUCAUUGAGUUGGCUGUACAGGCGGAUGACGCGCUGAGGUUUUGUUUGCCUGCGGUGCUCAACCCUCGCUACCAACCUCAGGGGAGUGAAGGUGGCGGUGUCCAGGUGACCUCUGUCCCCGCCUCUCAGGUGCCCUACAGUCUGUCUUUCUCUGCUCGGGUGUCCUCUCCUCGUCAGGUCUCCAAAAUCGACUCCAACUGUUCCUUGGAGCCUCUGCAGUACCUCAACGCGGAGCAAAGCCAGGCUGUCGUGAAACUGGCUGCAGGAUACAAGUUUGACAGGGAUGUUGAGCUGCUGAUUUACUACCAGGACGCCCACCAGCCGGCUGCUGUGGUGGAGGCAGGUCAGGUGUCUGCCAAGCCUGGCACACUGAUGGGAGAUGCGGUCGUGAUGCUGAGUGUGUACCCGGAGUUCCCUCAGGCAGUGAUGUCUUCACUGGCCUCAAGUGGAGAAUUUGUGUUCUUACUAGAUCGAUCUGGAAGUAUGGGUUGUCGUAUCAACAACACCAAGAAGAGUGAGACUCGCAUCAGCAGCGCCAGGGAUACUCUUCUGCUGCUUCUGAAGAGCUUACCAAUGGGCUGCUACUUCAACAUCUACAGUUUUGGAUCUAGCUUUGAACACAUCUUCCCUACGAGUGUGGAAUACAGUGAGAAGACCAUGGAAGAGGCUCUGAAGAAAGUUAAUGAGUUUCAAGCUAACCUGGGAGGAACAGAGAUCCUUCAACCGCUCAAACACAUUUACAACCAACCCUGCAUUCCCAGUCAACCAAGACAAGUUUUUGUGUUCACUGAUGGCGAGGUUGGAAACACCAAAGAGGUUUUGAACCAGGUGAAGAAGAAUUCUACUUUCCACAGGUGUUUCUCUUUUGGGAUCGGCGAAGGUGCCAGCACUGCUCUCAUCGAUGGAUUGGCUAAGGAGGGAGGAGGUCACGCUCAGUUCAUCACAGGAGCCGACAGAAUGCAAGCAAAAGUGAUGCAAUCGCUGCAAUUUGCUUUGCAACCAGCAGUGGAGGACAUUUUGGUCAAGUGGGAUCUGCCAAAGGGAGUGUCUGUCACUGUCUUGUCUCCACCUCUCACAUCAAUUUUCCAGGGUCAAAGGUCCCUCAUUUAUGUUCAGCUCACUGGACAGAGUUCCGAGGCAACAGAUGGCUGUGUAAGUGUCGAGUACAGCCUAGCAGGUCAUCCGUACCAGAACCAGCUCCGCUUCGCUCUACAACCCACAGAGGAAACUGGCAGAUUAACCAUCCAUAGACUGUGUGCUCGGACUCUGAUUCGCUGCUUGGAGACAAAGGAGACCGAACGCGGCGGUCAGCAGGAUGAGACAGUGAAGGUCCAGGUGGUGGACGUCAGCGUCCAAUCAGGAGUGAGCAGCUCCUUCACCGCCUUUGUUGCAAUCAACAAAGCAAGCAAAGAAGCCGUUCAAGGACCUCUGCUGCGCAGAAAUAUUCCAGCACCUUCCAUUUACGGCAAGCGAAGAUAUAGAUGUUCACCUAUGAUGACGAUGCAAAGCCUGACGCCUUCUGCUGCUUCUUAUUGUGAUUCCAUGCGGAAGAGAAUGGUAAAUGCAGGCCAAAAAAAUUUUGAAGGAGAAAAUUUCGAUUUACUUAAAAUGGGGAUGCGAAGCUCUAAGAAAUCUUCACCAAGCACGAGGAAUUCUGCGGAUUCUUGUGUUGAAAAAACUUUAGCCAGCUCGUCGCCUACAGACCCUUUGCUGCAGUUGGUUUCCCUCCAGAAGGCGUCGGGCAGCUGGGAGCUCAAACCCACUCUGGCUGCUGUGCUAGGAAAGACCAGCAAGGAGGUGGAGAAGCUGAAGCCUGCAUCAGCGAAUGAGAACGUGUGGGCCACCAUUCUGGGUCUGGUCUGGCUUCAUGGCUUCAAGUCAGAUGCUGAGGUCGAAUGGAAGCUUCUGGCUAGGAAGGCUGCGUCAUGGCUCCUUUCUCUGAAUGCACCUUCUGUGACCGACUGUGUUGUGGCUGCAAACACUCUGUUGGGCUGCAACGUACAAAAAGAUACGCUGGGCCUGUGAGGUGUCCAAUACAAAGAAACUUUGUCAACAUUGCACUAUUUUCAUCCAAUCUGCUUUUCUUGUCGGCAUUCCUCUUCGAUAAGUUGCUCAUGGGUCAAUGUCAUGUUUUCUUACACAAAUCAACUAAAAGUGGCAAACCUGAAACCUAUAGAACAAUAAACAACAUUGUAGGGAGUGCAUACAGCUACACAAAGGCCAUACACACAACUGAUUGUGUUGUCUUGAGGGAUUUUAUGCUAAAACUUUGAUUCUAAAUCCAGUCCCUUUAUUAUUCUAAUAUUUCAUUCUCAAAUAAUUACUAAACAUCACAAUAAAGAUUUCAAGUGGAA
Entelurus aequoreus (snake pipefish) is the source of this 9170-nucleotide messenger RNA. Its product is annotated as von Willebrand factor A domain-containing protein 5A-like. The record is from RefSeq and is a predicted model, not a curated record. The coding region runs from base 6430 to 8841 and encodes 803 amino acids. Lineage: Eukaryota; Metazoa; Chordata; Actinopteri; Syngnathiformes; Syngnathidae. The transcript has 26 exons.